UACUAGUAUUCAGGUGACCGAUAAGGCCUGUGGGUCUCUUGUUUUUAAUUAUUGCCGGACACAAUGUCACCCCAAUUUUGGACCAAACUGUCCUUAUAUGUCCGCCUGCACUUAAUGUCCGCCCAAUUUUUUGUCCAAACUGUCACAAUAUGUCCGCCUCUUACGACAAGCAAGUGGUUAAUCUCUACCCAUAGUUGUCGUUCCUUGCUCUCACGUGUAAGUGAGUGUAAGGAACGAUAACUCUGGGUAGAGAUUGGCAAGUGGUACUGAGGACCUAUUCUUACACGGGUCACCACGGGCUGAACGCAAGGUGUACAGUGCUGAACCCCGAGUCAUGUGACGGACAUGUCUGCUUCGGGUGGACAAGAAGUGUGAGGUGGUGAACCUUUAGUUAUGUUACAUUGCCGGGCUUGAUAAGUUGUACUAGCAUCCGUUUUUGUGCCCUGUCUUCUGGUACAUAUGUACUGAUAACAUUCAGUUUAUUGAGAUUUCCUUCAUUGUACAUGGAAUAUUUUAAAGUGUUCAUUAAGCAUUGUCUUUAAUCAACCAAUGUAAGUUACGAAGAAGCAUUAAAGAAAUUCUCGUUGAGUUUUUUUUUUUUUUUUUUUGCUUUUUUGUUGUUGUUUUUUUUUUUUGUUAACUUUCCGUUUUAUUGGUUAAGAUGUCAAUAUUUUUUCUCCGUGGAGCAAUGCCAAGUCUCGUUUAUCACUUUCAUAUGGAAUAGGUGCGUUAACAAUUUAAAUAAAUACGGGAAUUGGAUUUAAAUAUCGACACACGGGUUGUUAAAUACAUUGAUUGAACUAGUCAAUAGAUAGUUUGGUUUUUAAUUUCCACACUAAAUGUGGUCAUAAUCAACAUUACUUACCACCAAUUACUUUCAGGGUUUGUAUGUUUACCUCCGUCCCGUCGAGUGGAUUGACGUGUUCGGCGUAAAGAAACCCGAAUUUCAGUUCCAAGCAGGAGAUCCCAACAAGACGGUAACGUUUAAUUCGGUCAUCUAGAAGACAUUAAGAAGAGCACAAUAAACUGACGGGCUACAUGUGUGACGUUUUGUGAUUCGUUUCACCUGUGAAGCAUUGUGUAUAUACAGGAUGUGACGUUCUGUGCAUAUGGGAUGCGCUUUACAUGUGACUGAGUUGUGAUCUUAACAUGACAUCAUAUUAGUCCGGACUUUCACAAUGGCGAUUAUGUCCAGGACAGGUGUUGUCCAGGUGAUUACUGACGUCAUCGUCUUUAUAGCAGUGGUGACAUUUGCUUUGCUGUUUUCCUUCAACAAAUUGACAGUCAUACAGCCCUACAUGCGGGGUUUUUUCUGUGAUGACCAGAACCUGAUGUAUCCAUACAGAGAGGAAUCAAUCUCCACUAUCAUGGCCACCAUUUUGUCGACAGUGCCCCCUACCGUCAUAAUAAUAUUUACAGAGGCAAUGCUUCUUAAAAAGUAUUCCCAGAAAAGGAAGACAUUUAUGAAAAACUGUUAUAGUAUGAUCGGAGGCUUGUGCAUGGGGCUUUCAAUGUGUGUACUAUUUAUUGAGAUUGUUAAGAUGUUCGUUGGCCGUCUGAGACCUCAUUUCUUUGCUGUGUGUCAACCGAACUUCACUGCUACUAACUGUUCAAGGACAUUUGUUACAAGCUAUACAUGUCAAGGAAAACAUCUGGAAAGUGUGCUAGAUGCAAAGAAGUCCUUUCCAUCCGGACACAGCGGUGCUGCGUGGUAUAGCAUGACGUACUUGAUAAUAUACAUACAGAUUCGAGUUCGUCGGCACUGGCCAAUGCUUCGUGUGGCCUGCCCAAUGCUGCAGUUGGUAGCCAUUUGUCUGGCCGCUUACAUCAGUAUCAGUCGUCUCCAAGACUACAAACACCACAGCGGUGACGUCAUUGGCGGCGGUAUCAUUGGCACAAUUUUCAGUGUCAUUGUUAUGUAUCAAAAUUCUAAGAUCAGACAGGGUUUUCGUCAACACUACGAUGAAGCAAACUUCAGUGAAACUAUGGACACAAUAAUCUGUAAGGAGCUUCAACAGGCCAAUCACAUAUCCACAGAAAAGACGGAGUCUAAUGGCCAAGCAGGGUAUUGGAGGGAAGCACCAUGAAUGCUACGGACGUUUGGUCUUUGUCUUGAUGUUGCGACUUCAAAUCUUGUUGGUGCUUUCCCCGAAUUUAUUAACCAAUCUAGUAUUCCGAUGCAUAUAAUAUUAGGCAAUAAAGGUCCCAGUAUAUGCAAUAUUGACCAUUGACGGUUCCAUGACUGUAGUAUUAACCAAUGAAUGUCCCUAUGUGUGUACUACAGGCCAAUCAAAAUCCCCAUGCACGUACAGUUUGUGCAAUGAAUUUUUGAACAUUAUGCUAAUAUGAUUGUCCCGUUGUUAGCAGAUAAAUGAAUGACGAGCGAUAGCGCGUCAUGAAAAUUUGUUUGAUCACGUGAUUUAAAACAAUGUGGGUAAGAUUUGAAGGGAAUUUCUAUUCAUAUGAGUAAGUUUGAUGCGAUAGUUGUCGAACAGCCUUGGCUGCUUUAUGUGAAUGUGAUUGGUUAGUUUUAGCAUUGUGAUGUCACAAAACAUUCACAAUUGAUGAUUAUCUCCAGAAAUGUACGUUUUUACUUCAAGGAAAUAAUAUUGUAAUGGUAUAAACCAAUGAAGAAUCUCAAUGUAUGUAUUAUUAACCAAUCAGCGUUUCUUAUACAUGUUAGACUCUGAUUAAUGUGAAAUAUUUAUGUUUAGACAAAUAGCAACUGUUUGUAGUAUCAGUCAUCCAUUCCUACACUUUAUAAAGCAAAUAUCAUUUUUAUCUCCUUCAGAUGAACUCUGUUUAUGCAGAAAUAAAGACCAAUGAAGUAU
Messenger RNA from Ostrea edulis (European flat oyster), 2831 nucleotides. Its product is annotated as phospholipid phosphatase 1-like. Lineage: Eukaryota; Metazoa; Mollusca; Bivalvia; Ostreida; Ostreidae. Gene Ontology annotation, molecular function: phosphatidate phosphatase activity. The record is from RefSeq and is a predicted model, not a curated record. Gene Ontology annotation, biological process: signal transduction; phospholipid dephosphorylation; phospholipid metabolic process. Bases 1179 to 2087 code for a protein of 302 amino acids. The transcript is spliced from 7 exons.